AUGUCGUCGUCGUUCUCAACUGAUUUCGACGCAUCAAACAUGUUGAAACCAUCUAGUUCUCAGAUGUUUGGUCCGAUUGAUAUCCAUUUGCCACGUAAAGAUUCGAGACAUCACCAUCAUCUUCGGAAUCUUCGAGCAAGGUUGGCACCCGAGAGACUUUGUUUUGGUACAAUGAAACCACAGACUGCUGCGUAUUUGAUUUGUAUUGCAGCACUUCAUGAAAUCACAUUUGGGACAAUUCUGGUGUUCGCAAGUGAUUACGGAGAGAAAGAGAGUUGGUAUCACAGUGCUCAAUGGCUCGUUAUUCUGACAUGUCGUCUUCUACAGUAUCCCUCUUGUCUAAUUGCUCUCUUUGGGAUCAGGAACAACAAUCCAGCAUUCAUUGUCCCAUUUAUGUUAUCACAGGUAUCCCUUGGAAGCUAUGCAGAUCUCCACACUUAUAUCCAAAUGGUCUCAAAGUGCUCAUCGUCAGCUCCACUUCCAACAACCUCUCCAAUUGUUCUCAUCGUUAUUCCAAUUUUAGUUUAUGCUGGUCUUCUCAUGUUUUUCAUUUAUAACAUGUAUAUGGUUGUCAAAUGUAUUACAGUAAUCCGAGGUGAUAGUGGAAGAGGUUUAGAUGGACCACAGCCAUCUGAGAGAUCAAUUAAUGAUGAUCUUUUCUUGUGA
Messenger RNA from Caenorhabditis remanei, 666 nucleotides. RefSeq lists its product as uncharacterized. Lineage: Eukaryota; Metazoa; Nematoda; Chromadorea; Rhabditida; Rhabditidae. The record is from RefSeq and is a predicted model, not a curated record. Bases 1 to 666 code for a protein of 221 amino acids. The transcript is spliced from 3 exons.